Molecule: messenger RNA, 3991 nt
Organism: Myotis daubentonii (Daubenton's bat)
Lineage: Eukaryota; Metazoa; Chordata; Mammalia; Chiroptera; Vespertilionidae
Gene: SNX18
Product: sorting nexin 18
Biological process (GO): endocytosis; endosomal transport; protein transport
Cellular component (GO): plasma membrane; cytoplasmic vesicle
Molecular function (GO): phosphatidylinositol binding; protein binding
Source: RefSeq, a predicted model, not a curated record
AUGGCGCUGCGCGCCCGCGCGCUGUACGACUUCAGGUCGGAGAACCCGGGCGAGAUCUCGCUGCGCGAGCACGAGGUGCUGAGCCUGUGCAGCGAGCAGGACAUCGAGGGCUGGCUGGAGGGCGUCAACAGCCGCGGCGACCGCGGCCUCUUCCCGGCGUCCUACGUGCAGGUGAUCCGCGCGCCCGAGCCCGGCCCCGCGCCCGACGCCGGCCCCGGCCCCGGCGGCCCGGCCCGCUACGCCAACCUGCCUCCCGGCGGCCUGGAGCCCCUGCCCGCCCCGCCGCCCGCUGCCUUCCAGCCGCCGAGCACCUUCCAGCCUUCAAGCACCUUCCAGCCGCCGAGCACCUUCCAGCAGCCGAGCAGCUUCCAGCCGCAGGGCACCUUCCAGCCGCCAGGCGCCUUCCAGCCCCCGUACGCCGGGGGCGCCCUGCAGCCGUCGCCCCAGCAGCUCUACGGCGGCGGCGGCGGCUACCAGGCGAGCCAGGGCAGCGACGACGACUGGGAUGACGAGUGGGACGACAGCUCCACGGUGGCGGACGAGCCGGGCGCGCUGGGCGGCGGCGCGUACCCGGACCUGGACGGCGCCUCCGCGGGGGGCCCCGGCCGCUACCGCCUGUCCACGCGCGGCGACCCGUCGCUGGGCCCCCGGGGCGGCCCGCUGCCCGCGCCGCACCCGCCGUCGGGCGCCAAGAGCUCGGCCACGGUGAGCCGCAACCUGAACCGCUUCUCCACCUUCGUCAAGUCGGGCGGCGAGGCCUUCGUGCUGGGCGAGGCGGCGGGCUUCGUCAAGGACGGCGACAAGCUGUGCGUGGUGCUGGGCCCGCACGGCCCCGAGUGGCAGGAGAACCCCUACCCGUUCCAGUGCACCAUCGACGACCCCACCAAGCAGACCAAGUUCAAGGGCAUGAAGAGCUACAUCUCCUACAAGCUGGUGCCCACGCACACGCGCGCGCCCGUGUACCGGCGCUACAAGCACUUCGACUGGCUGUACGCGCGCCUGGCCGAGAAGUUCCCGGUCAUCUCGGUGCCGCACCUGCCCGAGAAGCAGGCCACGGGCCGCUUCGAGGAGGACUUCAUCUCCAAGCGCCGCAAGGGCCUGGUCUGGUGGAUGAACCACAUGGCCAGCCACCCGGUGCUGGCGCAGUGCGACGUCUUCCAGCACUUCCUCACCUGCCCCAGCGGCACGGACGAGAAAGCCUGGAAGCAGGGCAAGCGCAAGGCCGAGCGCGACGAGAUGGUGGGCGCCAACUUCUUCCUGACGCUCAGCACGCCGCCCGCCGCCGCGCUGGACCUGCAGGAGGUGGAGAGCCGCAUCGACGGCUUCAAGAGCUUCACCAAGAAGAUGGACGACAGCGCGCUGCAGCUCAACCACACGGCCACGGAGUUCGCGCGCAAGCAGGUGACGGGCUUCCGCAAGGAGUACCAGAAGGUGGGCCAGUCCCUGCGCGGCCUCAGCCAGGCCUUCGAGCUGGACCAGCAGGCCUUCUCGGCCGGCCUCAACCAGGCCAUCGCCUUCACCGGGGACGCCUACGACGCCAUCGGCGAGCUCUUCGCCGAGCAGCCCCGGCAGGACCUGGACCCGGUCAUGGACCUGCUGGCGCUGUACCAGGGCCACCUGGCCAACUUCCCCGACAUCAUCCACGUGCAGAAAGGUGCUCUGACCAAGGUGAAGGAGAGCCGGCGGCACGUGGAGGAGGGGAAGAUGGAGGCGCAGAAGGCCGAGGGCAUCCAGGCCCGCUGCAACACCAUCUCCUUCGCCACGCUGGCCGAGAUCCACCACUUCCACCAGGUCCGCGUGCGCGACUUCAGGUCCCAGAUGCAGCACUUCCUGCAGCAGCAGAUCAUAUUUUUCCAGAAAGUGACGCAGAAGCUGGAGGAGGCUCUUCACAAGUACGACAGCGUCUAGUGCCGGGCGCGCGUGGGGCGCUCCAGUUCCAGGGUGAUUUCCGCAGCGGAGCACAGACGGCUCAGCUGCCGCCGCUCCCGCAGGCACAGGCCGCUCUGUGCCCGCAGCCGGGCUGGCUGUGUGCCGGCGCGGGCGGUGCCGCAUCGUAGCUAAGUUACACUAUGUACGCCUACACUACCACGUAGCGGGGAUACGAUUCUACUCUUUGCCUUAUUGCUUUCUGGAGGAUGGGUCUUCAGUGCAGACUUGGCAGACCUCAGAGCCCCGCGGGGUCUCGGGGCGCCCGGGCCAGCCUGCCCCAUGCCUUUCCCGCCCACAGACUGGGGUCCCCGAAAUUCAGCCUGUUCUCUGUUUACAAACUCCGACGAGAGCAGCUGUGCGACUUCGUGCCUUUAGACUCGGGUUUUCAUUUCCCCGCCCCCCUUUAUAAAGUAACACGACUUUUUGAUCGAAAGAGCGAAAGGCCAGUGCGUCCAGGGACGGCCUGCUAGUGACCGCACGAGGCGCUGGGCGGGCGGGCGGGAGGGUCAGCUGGCAGAGGGGCUGUGCUCCUCCGGGACCUGCGGGCCUUUGGGGAGGCGAUGGGGCACUCUGCUCCCUUAGGGGCUCCGUGUGGCCUCCCUCCCGCGUCCUGGAGGCCUGUGUGCGGGGCACACGCACCCCGCUCACCACGGAGGCCGGGCCGCCCGCGGGACAAGCACAGAUUCGGUGAGGACACGCUCGGCUCUGCCCAGGAGGGUUUCUUUUCUUUCCUUUUUAGCUCGAAGAUUUCUUUUCCUGUUCAGUGUGAUUUUUUUUAAUGGAUCUACACUGUUAACCGAUCGAGACUCCACUGUGAUUCACUCACUCGUUUACUUAAUCGACCACUUUUCAGGGAUGUCUGUAAAUUCAGUGUUACACGUGAUGCAGAUAGCGUUGAUCUGAGGAGGGACCAGAAGUAAUUCUAUUCCAGAUGCUGAAAGCAAGAAGAAUUGUUAUUUUUAAGUACUGAUAAGCCCCAGGACAUUUAACAUUAAAAAUUACCGUAAAUAUAUUCUUUUAAAGAGAAUACAAAGGCUGAUGCAUACCAAAAAGAUUCCCAAGCAGCUUCAUUUAAAAAAGCACAAAGAUUCUGGCUGGAAGCGCCCGGAUCUCCAUGUUUUUCGUCCUUGCUGAGCUCAGUAACGUGUGGCUGCGUUUGGAGAUGCGAACGUCCCUGACGGUGGCGGCACCUGCUGCUUGUAGGGAGGGAGGCUUAGCGGCCGCAGGAACCCUGCGCGUCAGCGUGGAGCAGAGCAGAGGCCAGCGGGAAGUGCUGGUGCGUCGCGCUGGCGGAGGAAGGGCAGUUAUCGACGUAAUUACUCCGCAGCACGGUUCCUGUCGAGAGGAGCCGCACAUGCACAGGGCUUCUAAGAUCGGGUCUCGUGACUUACCAACACUGCAUUCCUUAGGUUGUCUCCGGGACGUGGGGCUGUGACCAAAUACAUUGUUCUCUCCGGAGUGACUUCCUCUCAUUGAUGGCAAAAUACAGUUUGAUAAGCAAAACCCAUGUGUGUAUAAAUGCUAAUUUUAUGGCAGAAGUUUGGAGAUUAUAAUUCUAGCAUUUGCUCUAAGUUUGGGUCUGUAUUGGGCAAAUAUGCACUAUGCUUUCAAAUGAUUUGAAAACCCGUUUUCUUUGCCUCUUUAUUUUGAUGGUGGUUUGAUCUUCUUUUUAAAAUCACUAAACUCCUGCUCUGGCAGCCUGGACACGGCCUGAGGUGUCUCAGAGGCUUGUGCUUGGGCCACGGUGGGCAGGGCGUCGAUGAUACGGACUAAAGAUGGAGGCACCGGGAGUGCACGCUCACGCUGCCGCCUGGAGGACUGCUGUGCUUCACGGCGACCACACCCCGGCGGCUUCAGGUAACUCUCUGCGCUCGGACCCCGGAGUUCCCGUGCUCAUUUCCACCCGAGUCUUCACUUCUCUAACGUUCUUGGUCCUGUUGAAACAUUUCAGUAUAAAAGAUACUGCGAUGUGAAUACCCAAGAGAAAAACCAUCAUAAUGUGUACGCUGGUCAUGAAGAUCAGUGUGGUACCGCUUUUUAAAAUAAACUAUCAUGCCCUUCA